Messenger RNA from Trichoderma reesei QM6a, 1559 nucleotides. Its product is annotated as glycosyltransferase family 1. Bases 21 to 1559 code for a protein of 512 amino acids. The transcript is spliced from 3 exons. Lineage: Eukaryota; Fungi; Ascomycota; Sordariomycetes; Hypocreales; Hypocreaceae. Gene Ontology annotation, molecular function: UDP-glycosyltransferase activity. The record is from RefSeq and is a predicted model, not a curated record.
AUCACGGCGCCUUGUUGGAUAUGUUUCGGCGAGCUUUGCUUAUUCUCGCCGUCCUCGGCGCACUCGUUGCCGUCUUUCUGGCCAGACAGUCGACACAGGAAGACGAACUUCUCAUCAGUGGCCGCAACAAUACAGUCCUCUUCCUUACCGACAGCCACCAUGGGAUGUGCAACGCGCAUCUCGCGACGGUUUCGGCGCUGAUCGAAUACCAUCCGUCUCUCGAGGUGCACUACGCCUCCUUCUCGGGCAUCGCAUCGGACAUUGAGCGCAUCACAGAGAUUGCCAAGGCAAAGAACCCGCAAGCCAAGAUCCACUGGCGCCAGCUCGAUGGGCCGAGCCUCGUGGACGAACUGAACGCCGCAGGGGGUGCGCAAAAGAUUAUAUCUCCGCCGGGCCCGUCCGGGCUCAAGGUGUUUGCCGAAAUGGUUCCCUCUGUCAUGGCAGCGUGGUCCAACGAGGCUCACCUGAGCCUGUACCAUCAGACGGCGGACCUGAUUCGCAAGAUUGAUCCGGCCGUCGUGGUGCUGGAUUCGAUGUUCCGGCCGGCGAUUGAUGCCGCGGUGAAUCUAAACCGGACUCGAGUUUAUAUCACGCCCAAUGCCUUGACGGAACUUUUGGCUGGUGUGCAGCCCAAGGGAGCCAUCUUCUGGAAGUAUCCUGGAACUGCUUCGGGGCUUCCUUUCCCAGUCCCCUGGAAAGAGAUCCCGAGUAACAUCUACCAGCAAGUGUACUUUAUCACCAAGUACCUGACCUCGCCGGUCAUCAGGAACAAGCGCUCCUGGCUUCAGCAGCACGGCAUUCCGCGCGCCGUGAAUCUCUUUGAGAUGUUCCGGCAGGACGUGCCGUGGAUCACCAUGAGCUAUCCCGAGGCUGGCUACCCAAUCGAAGUGAUCCCGGACAACUUUCACAUCGCUGGUCCGCUGGUGUUGGAUGUUGCUCCGGCCGAGACGCAGAGUGCCGAGCUGGCCGCCUGGAUCAAACAGGCGCCCACGAUUCUCGUCAAUCUGGGGAGUGGGUUCCAAUACGACGAGUCGAGAGCUGUUGUCAUGGCCGAAGCCAUUGCCCGUGUUCUUGAUGCCUCGGAUGCUCAGGUUCUGUGGAAGAUGCGGAAGUUGGGUGAGUACGGCGACGCCUUUCGGGAGCCGCUGAGCAAGUAUGUCGAGGCUGGGAGGCUACGGCUGGAGUCGUGGCUCGACGUAGAUCCGACGUCUUUGUUCAAGACGGGACAUAUCGCGGUGUCGGUGCAUCAUGGAGGUGCCAACUGCUUCUACGAGGCAAUCAUCGCUGGCAUCCCGAGCGUCGUUCUCCCGCUCUGGGCAGACCUCUACAACUACGCACAGACGGCCGAGUAUCUGGGCGUGGGCAUCUGGCCCAACAAGACGCUGGCGCCGGACUGGGACGCGGCGGGCCUGGCCGAGGCAUUCCUGGAGGUGCUGAGCGGCAACCGGAGCGUGACCAUGCGGGAGAAUGCCAAGGCUCUUGCGCGUAGGGGCGAGCAAUAUGGGGGCCGGAAGCUGGCUGCUGAACUGAUUGCUGAGAUGGCAGCAAAAGGGCGAUGA